This is a messenger RNA of Dioscorea cayenensis subsp. rotundata (Guinea yam), 1472 nucleotides long. RefSeq names its product fructose-bisphosphate aldolase 1, cytoplasmic-like. The transcript has 2 exons. NCBI's taxonomy places the organism in Eukaryota, Viridiplantae, Streptophyta, Magnoliopsida, Dioscoreales, Dioscoreaceae. Gene Ontology annotation, molecular function: fructose-bisphosphate aldolase activity. Gene Ontology annotation, biological process: glycolytic process; fructose 1,6-bisphosphate metabolic process. The coding region runs from base 142 to 1218 and encodes 358 amino acids. The record is from RefSeq and is a predicted model, not a curated record. Gene Ontology annotation, cellular component: cytosol.
GAAUACAAUGGGCUGCGUUCAAUACGGCGAUGUUCUCGAAGCCCUAAUCACUUUCUAUUAAUACCGAUUCCCAUCAUCUUCUUCUCUUCCCAUCUUACCUGUUCUCUUUGCAGUCGCCUCAUCUCGUUUUCCUUUUCCAAGAUGUCGGCCUACUGCGGCAAAUACCAUGAUGAACUUAUUGCCAAUGCUGCUUACAUUGGUACGCCAGGCAAGGGUAUUCUUGCUGCUGAUGAGUCCACUGGUACAAUUGGCAAGCGCUUAGCCAGCAUCAAUGUGGAGAACGUCGAGUCCAAUCGUCGUGCUCUGCGUGAACUUCUCUUCUGCACUCCUGGGGCCCUCCAAUACAUCAGUGGUGUUAUCCUCUUUGAGGAGACCCUUUAUCAGAAAACAGCCAGUGGCAAACCAUUUGUUGAUGUCCUCAAGGAAGCUGGUGUUCUGCCAGGCAUCAAGGUAGACAAGGGAACCAUUGAGCUUGCUGGCACCAAUGGAGAGACUACAACCCAAGGCCAUGAUGACCUUGGCAAACGCUGUGCUAAGUAUUAUGAGGCCGGUGCUCGCUUUGCCAAGUGGCGUUCUGUCCUCAAGAUUGGCCCCACCGAGCCAUCCCAGCUAGCGAUCAACUUGAACGCUGAUGGUCUAGCACGAUAUGCCAUCAUCUGUCAGGAGAAUGGCCUGGUUCCUAUCGUGGAGCCAGAGAUCCUUGUUGAUGGUCCCCAUGACAUCAAGCUCUGCGCAGAUGUCACCGAGCGGGUGGUUGCAGCUUGCUACAAGGCACUCAAUGAUCACCAUGUCCUUCUGGAAGGAACUCUGCUGAAACCAAACAUGGUGACUCCAGGCUCUGAUGCUGCAAAGGUUGCACCUGAGGUGGUUGCUGAAUACACUGUGCGGGCUCUCCUGAGGACUGUCCCAGCAGCAGUUCCAGCCAUUGUUUUCCUUUCUGGGGGUCAGAGUGAGGAGGAAGCCACUUUGAACCUGAAUGCGAUGAACAAGCUCAAGGGGAAGAAGCCGUGGUCACUUUCCUUUUCAUUCGGACGUGCAUUGCAGCAGAGCACUCUCAAGACAUGGCAAGGCAAAGAGGAGAAUGUGCAGAAGGCCCAGGCUGCUUUCCUAGCUCGGUGCAAGGCGAACUCAGAGGCAACCCUUGGGGCAUACAAGGGUGAUGCUGCUCAAGGAGGCCUUGCAUCAGAAAGCCUCCAUGAGAAGGAUUACAAAUACUAGGCCAACUUUUCUUUAAUGAGGAUUUCAGUUUGUGGUUUUGUCAUGUGUUUAUUUUCUCCGUAGUUUGUCAAUAAGUUGGAACUGCAAAUGCAUCAUGCAGCCAUACUUUCGGAAAUAUCUGCUCUUUUAAUUGGUCUGGAAUUUUGCUUCUGUUGGGUUUGGUAUUAUUCUAUCUUUGCUACAGAAACUAUUGCUGUGCGUGGAGUGUCAGAUUCCAUACCUGUUUAUGACAUUUAAAGCUAGGUGGCGAGCAA